AGCAAUAAAGUGUUGACGUUGCUCACACGAUUGCGUCUGAUUCAGCUGAAGCUCCCCGAUUGCCUCUUUGCAAGUUUGCGAGCCCAAAACUGAGCGAGGGAGAAACGGUUGCAGCAGACGGCGGCGGACCCCCUUCCCCCCUCUUCUUCCCUCCGCCCCUAACCUCCCCUUCGUCCGGCGGCAGUCAGUCCGGCGGCGUGGUCCUCUCCUCGCCCACAGAUCAGUUCGCUCGAGGCAGCCCAGGUCGACACACGUCACUCGUCCGGGCCCUCCUAACCUCACCCACUCUGCCCAGUGAACGCGCGCCGCCCCGACCUGCCCCAGGAGGAGCCGCAGCAGCUGUGUUCGCGACACGAGUGUCUUUGUCCAGUGUCUCUGGCCGCCAUGGACUACCCUAGGACGGCGUGGGCGUGGCUCCGCUCGAAGCUCCUACUGCAUGUCGCCGUCUGGAUGUAUAGCUGCCUGACUCUGAAGCUUGGUUUCGAAGACAUCGUGCUUUUAAGCUCAGCCGACUGGAGAUCCGAGUCUCCGCCUGUGGUCGAAGGUUUUGACGAUAUCAAACGAACCAUGCGUCGAAUAAUCGCCUUCUACACUGUUAUCAAGUGCUUGCUUGUCGCAGUGCUGCUCGUGAGAAUGAGCCAGGUGCAGCGACCGGCCCUCGACCUCACUACGUGGUGCGUAUUUUCCGUGGUGCUUUGCAUCGAGAUCAUAUUCUCCCUUCUCCCCGAGCUGCCACUACUACCACUCGACAGCCCCCGUCUGUUCCAGUCGAUUUUUCUCGACACACCGCCACUGGCUCCACCCUCUCUCUGGAUAUGCACGUUCCACACGAUCACCGUAGUAUCGCUGACCAAAGACGAUGAACCUGCCUCCUUUGCCCGUACUUGUUUUGUUUUCAUUAUCCUGUCUUAUGUUUCGUAUGUUUUCACUUUUUAUGUCACAUCUAUGUUUUCUAAUUAUUUUUUCAAAGAGAUAUAAAGAGUGGAUGUUUGCUCACAUCUUUAGAUGGGGAACCUGCAGUGUUUGCUUAGUUUUCAGUAUCCUUUCUUGUAUGUUGUGAAUUGUGAAUUGUUUUGUGAUUAUAUUCAAAGAGCGAUAAAGAGUUGAUGUUUGCUCACAGCUAUAGAGAGGUCAAUCUACCUCCUUUCCGUAAUUUGUUUAGUUUUCAUUAGCCUUGAUUAUAUUUCUUUCAAUUGUUUUGUAAUUAUUUCCAAAGAGAGAUGAAGAGUUGGUGUUUGCUCACAGCUAAAGAGGCUCAACCUGCCCCUUCAGUAAUUUGUUAAGUUCUCAUUAUCCUUUCUUGUAUGUUUCCAAUAAUUAUUUUGUAAUCAUUUUCAAAGCGCAAUAAAGAGUUGUUGGCGCUGCUUCGCAA
Molecule: messenger RNA, 1372 nt
Organism: Frankliniella occidentalis (western flower thrips)
Lineage: Eukaryota; Metazoa; Arthropoda; Insecta; Thysanoptera; Thripidae
Exons: 4
Coding region: 385-978 (197 amino acids)
Source: RefSeq, a predicted model, not a curated record